AUGGAAUUGGUUUCUGAAUCAACAAACCAAAAAGGAAGUGAAAAUGGUAUCAAGAGUAACAGAUAUGAGUGCCAAAAGAGAAGAGAUUGGAACACAUUUUGCCAAUACUUAAGAAACCAUCGACCACCACUUUCUGCUUCCAUGUGUAAUGGAUCACAUGUUCUUGAGUUUCUUCACUAUCUUGAUCAAUUUGGGAAGACCAAAGUUCAUAAUCCAAAUUGUCCUUUCUUUGGAAUGCCAACCCCUCCAGCUCCAUGUCCUUGUCCUCUCCGGCAGGCGUGGGGAAGCCUCGACGCUCUCAUUGGUCGUCUCCGCGCGGCUUAUGAUCAAGCGGUUAAUGGUGGGAAUCAUAUUAAUCCUUUUGGUGAUGGUGUGGUUAGGUUUUAUUUGCGCGAUGUUCGUGAUUUUCAGUCGAAGGCUCGAGGAGUUAGUUAUCAUAAGAAGAGAAAAAGACCUAAUCGCAACAUUGUCGCACCACCUUAA
Lathyrus oleraceus (garden pea) is the source of this 483-nucleotide messenger RNA. Its product is annotated as protein LIGHT-DEPENDENT SHORT HYPOCOTYLS 1. The record is from RefSeq and is a predicted model, not a curated record. The transcript has a single exon. Gene Ontology annotation, biological process: mRNA transcription; response to light stimulus. The coding region runs from base 1 to 483 and encodes 160 amino acids. Gene Ontology annotation, cellular component: nucleus. NCBI's taxonomy places the organism in Eukaryota, Viridiplantae, Streptophyta, Magnoliopsida, Fabales, Fabaceae.